CGGGGCGGCGGGGGGGGCCGGGCGCCCGGCGCCGGGCGCCGCCGAGCCGAGCCGGGAGGCGAAGCCGCGGCCCCGCUGAGCCCGCCCCGGGCCUGCGGGAGCAGUAUGGCCACCAGCCUGUGGAUGGGGGACCUGGAGCCAUACAUGGAUGAAAACUUUGUUUCAAGAGCCUUUGCCACCAUGGGAGAGCUUGUACUGAGUGUAAAAAUCAUUCGAAACAGGUUGACAGGAAUUCCUGCAGGCUAUUGCUUUGUAGAAUUUGCAGAUCUAGCUACUGCAGAGAAGUGUUUACACAAAAUCAAUGGAAAACCGCUUCCUGGUGCUGCACCGGCAAAGCGAUUUAAAUUGAAUUAUGCAACGUAUGGAAAACAGCCCGAUAACAGUCCAGAAUAUUCACUUUUUGUGGGAGACCUGACUGCUGACGUGGAUGAUGGCAUGUUGUAUGAGUUUUUUGUUAAAGUUUAUCCAUCAUGUAGAGGUGGAAAAGUUGUUUUGGACCAGGCAGGAGUAUCCAAAGGGUACGGGUUCGUGAAAUUCACAGAUGAACUGGAGCAGAAAAGAGCGCUGACAGAGUGCCAAGGAGCCGUGGGGCUGGGCUCCAAACCUGUGCGCUUGAGUGUGGCUAUACCGAAAGCUAAUCGCAUGAAACCAACGGAGUACAACCAGAUGUACAACUAUAAUUAUAACCAGUAUUACCAACAAUACCACAGCUACUAUGCACAGUGGGGCUACGACCAGAACACGGGCAGCUACAGCUACAGCUACCCCCAGUACGGCUACACACAGAGCACAAUGCAGACAUAUGAAGAAGUUGGUGAGGAUGCACUGGAAGAUCCAGCGCCUCAGCUGGACGUCCACGAAGCAAACAAACAGUUUAUGGAGCAGAGCGAAGAGCUCUACGACGCCUUGAUGGACUGUCACUGGCAGCCUUUGGACACUGUCUCGUCAGAGAUCCCAGCCAUGUUAUAGCCUCGUUGCUGAGGCCCUGUCUGUGUGACGAAUCCGCCCGUGCGCUCUGCUCCAUUGCAACUGGAUCCUGCAGGAGUGAGGGGUGGCCCUUUUCCCACUCAGGUCUGUGACUCAAGGUGCAGGAGGAGCGUGGUGUUUCCUGUACAAACACGAGAAGCGUGGGAGCGUCGCGGUAACUUCUAUUCACGGUGGAAGUUAGAACUGCAACGGUUUUAUUCCUUUUGUCUUGAAGUGAACUCUUAAUACUACUUGUAAUUUAUAAACCUACAACGAGAUGGCACAGGGGAAAGACUACUCCAACGUACAAUAAAGAAGUUGGUCUUUUAAGUAAAGUUACCCAUUGCUAUUUGGUUCGUGCCCCCCUUUCUGUUUUGCUGCCCAUGGAACUGUCUUUAGUCACUUGAUCCAACUCUUGUCAAUGUGUCGGUUUGGUUUGGUUUGGUUUGGUUUUUAAGAGUCACUGCCAGAUAGCACUAAAACGUCUCCAAAGCUUUCUAGUGACUGGGUGAAGUUGCUGUAAGUUGAGUAUGCGAAGGAAUCAUGCAGCUGAAAGCCUACGUUCUGCUUAAUCUAAGCUGUGAUCUUGAGCUAGCAAGUUUAUAGCUUGGUGUUCCAAAGCAUUUUGGAGAGCAAAGGCAGAAAAGAGUGUUAGAAAACUGCUACAGAUUGAUGCCUUCUGCUUGGUGGCCUCCAGCGUGUUUGGCUUGCCUCUCCAUCUGUGUGUGAGCAAAGAAUUUCCCACCAGCCAAGCAGUUUAAAACACUCCUACCAGCAACCUCGUUUAAAUGUCAUUGUAUGUACGAUGCCUUUCUCAUUGUGGACAGGCCUUGAUGGGCCCUUUGUCAUGUCAAGGUUUCACAGCGUCUUCCACUGUCUUGUCAGAGCAAAUAUGGUGAAACUGAAGCUCUUGCAGCAAAAACGGGUCAGAGCAAUCUAAUCAACACAUUGUGCAACAAAUUGUUGCUGAUUUGGAAAGCGGUUUUCUACUGAAUGUUGCAUAAGCUGGAUGGACAAGCAAUAUAUUUAAGCUAAUGUUACGUUGCUUUAGAGGUGAAAGCAAAAAUAAUAGCACUUAUGUACGUGUUGUAAGCCCUUUUCAGGCUUUUGUGCCUUAAACUCUUUGAGAAAUAGGAAGAGAUAAACUACCUGUAAUAAAUGUCUGUCCAAGAAAUAGUUUGGUAACUGAGAUUGCUAAUGCACAGCAUGAAGUUGCCUCCCUCCCCAUAUUGAUGCAGAGAUUUGCCACGAAAUUUAAAUACUUUCAUAAAGCCUUCUUCUGCUACACCUGUGUUUGUUUGUGAUAUAUUUGUCAGUCUGUGGUCAUUUUUAUCAACUGCAUUGGUGAACAUCUCUGUGAAUAUGAGGGUAACGGUGACCUGCACUGGACUUACCCUAUUUCUGGUGUGCACUGGACUCUGCAUUCUCAUCAGCUGGGAACUUUGAUCUCCCGCUGUGCUUCUGGCAGCGCAGUGGACUGUAAGCAGUGCUCUGACCUUCAGUUACUCUGAAUUUAAGGAAAGGAAUGUUCCUGGUGUGUGCUGGUGCCAUCUCAAGGGCUACGGAGAGGUGGAAGAGAGCUUCUUCCCUUCGGUGAAGCUGCUCAGCGGUGCUGGAUGCUAAAAGUGACGUCGCUCUACUUGGGAAGCUGCUGUUCAAUAGGGUAGCAUCUCAGAGGUGAUGUAAAGGUUUUUAUGUUCUGCUGUUACGUGUUUUUUAGAUCACUGUUACUGUGCUGCAAGAGUGCUACUCUGUGCCCUUCAUUCUCUCUUUUUGAGCUGCUCUUCCCUACCCACCCCGAUUUCAGCUUUUAUAACACAGCCCUCCUGAUCUGCUCCAGGAGGGGACCUGAAGCCACACCUCCUUUAUCAGUCAGUUAUCUGUGCUGCUGCUGGAAGGCUGGACAACACUGCUGCCCCAUUCAGCGUUCCCUAAUGCACAGAUAAACCAUACCCACAGAAGCUCUGUGUUACACACUGCCGACCAACGCAGAGCCCUGUGCUUGCAGGAGGUGGAGAAUAAAGGGAAGCCAGGCUGUGGGAAGGAGUGGGACAGGUUGUUACUGAGUAGCACCCUUCACAGGCAGUUGCCCUUGUGCAAAAUCGUGUUGCUGUGUUCUUUCAGUUCUGUGGCAGAAAGAAUGCUGGGAAUGACGAGUCUGAUCCAUCAUGAGUGGCAUCCACAAGCUUCUAGGGUAGCUGUGUGCAUGCAGAAGGGGAUCAGGAAAAUAGCAGGGCAUUAGGAGAACACAUCCAUUUCUUACAGCAGUGUCAAAGCCGGGUAUUACCAAAUUUUCCCCCACUCAGCUGGGGUGAGUGAAAAAGGAGGCAGCUUUUCUCUGUACCUUAUUGUGGGUGGGAGAGGUGCAGUACCAGGCUUUGUGAGACAAGGAAGCGUCCUCCCUAGCGUAGCUUCGUAGAUGUGGGGUUUUAAUUGCCGUCCUCUUGGGGUUGUUUGUGAGAAUCUCAGCCAAUGCUCUGCUGGGCUGGGAAUCUCACCGUGCUUUUGUCUGCAUGCCAUUUAUUUAUCUCUGUGCUCGUUUUCAGCUCCUGGCUACUAUUGCAGCACCUGCAGCAGGGAAGGCACUUUUAUGUGGCACUACAAACGCGGUCACCUGCAUUUGCGGUGUUUGUUUUGGAGUCCAAGUUAAAGAGAGUGUGGGAUUUUGUUUCUUGUGGGUGGCGAAAGGAAAAGCCCUAAUUAAGAACCAUUGAGAGCAACACAAGAUGAGAAACAAGGACUCCGCGCAGCAGGAUAUAUUCUGCUUUUAUCUCUAUGUGCUGAAGGCAAGAAAUCCGAGGCAGAUGCUAUCACAGCUCACCGGGAUUACGUACUUCAUGAAAAUUGCAUCAAAAUCUGUGACUUAGACUCUGAAGCAUUCAGCCUUUCAGCAUGGAACGUUUCCUCACAACUACAAAAGCGACUUCAACAUUCUGAGACUGAAAGGCAAUAAUCCAGUCUGGAUUAUUCUUCUGAUUGCUGGAGAUGUCGGAUAACCACCUGAGUUGCAGAGGCUGAAAUGCACACGCUGCCCAGGAGCGCUGCAGGCCCUCAGGAUUCUUCAGAAUCCCAUUGGAGGAAUGGAGCUGUUCUUGUCUGGUCUUUAAGUGUUCUGCCAGUGUCUCGUUAUUGGCUUGCUAAUCCCCAGCUUUUCCAAUGAGAUCGAGGAGGAAUUUUUACCUUCCACUCCAUCUCGUAAAACACCCGUUUCUGGGUUUAACUUGGGAUUUACUUAAACAAGGAAUUAAUUUGAUGCCAGGAUAGGGUAUGGGUUUUAAAUGCAGUAGCCACGUGCAAAAACUGAUAAAGCUAGUUCAGGAAAAAGCCCCUCUGACAGAGCUCUCUUUACCUUUUUUGGUUGUUCACGUUGAUCUUUGGGGAUUUUCCCCACGCAGAAGAUCAUCUUCCCAAGCACUCGGUGUUUAACAAAGUCAUCUGUGGGGUGUUUUGUUGUUACAGCGAACUCCCCGUUCUGUCCCACACUGGGAUCUGCGAGGGAGGUUUCCAGCUUCCGGCUGCGUGAGUUGUUCCACGGAGAAUUCGGGCUCUGGUGAACGCCCCGUGACUGGGCCGAGCGGCAGCAGGUUCCUUAGGGAGGGGGAAGGCAGGGCCGGCUGCUUGGACUCAGCCCCCCGUGGCUUUGACAGUGACUGUUCCUCCACCUCGAAUGGAAGGAAUGGAUGCAUAGAAACUUAGCAGCAAAGCUUUGUUACCGUUCGGUCGGGUAUUCUUUGCUAGCAGCACUGUGGAUAUUCCCCCUACAAGCGCUUCAAAGCUGCCGCGAUUCCGAGCCCAUUGCAUUUCCACACUGUGUAUAUAUUCAUCAGUUACACGCGAGGUAAUUAACACAGGCACGCCCACCUCAGGCAGUGAUUUAUGAGCUCUCCACUCUUCUAUUCCAUGUGCUCUUCUACCGUCUAGCGUUCCUUUAGCAUCACGACAGCCCAACCGGCAGCCUCCUCCUUCAUCCCAUGGUCUUCCUCGCUCAUCCUCUGGAUGAACUCUCUUCAUUGACGCAUUCUCAGGAGGAGGAUGCCUAUUCUAAGUAAUCUAUAGGUACCAAAAUCUGCUCACUCAGCACCCAGCCAUUACUUGUGGGCAUCUGCUCCUCCUUGGAUAGAGAUUAAAAGGCCACCUGCCUUUUAAUGAUAUGCAAUGACAUAAAGGAGACAAGGAGGAUGGAGGGGAGUAUCUUGAUGCCUGCUCAUUGCAUCCCAACCUACUCCCGGAGUGAGACAACUCAGCCUCGUGUGCAGGCCACGCUUUACAAAGGGUACGGCGGCCUGCUUCUUCAGAACAGCCUGAAAAGGCAGAGCGGGAAAAACGCGGCGCCUGCACGGAGCGGCCGAACUACAACUCCCAGAAAGCACCGCGGGGACUCCCGUCCUCGGCAGCCAAUCAGCGUGCGCGCUGCCGCCCUAUAAAAGCCCACGGCGGGCCGCCCUCUUUCUCUCUCUGUGAUGGCGGCGGGUGGUGCGCGUUGUGCUCUGCGGGGACAAUCCGCCGCAAUCCGCGGUCUGCCGAGGUCCUCCCGCCGCACAGCCCCGCCGCGUUGGUGCCCGGGGGGCUCGGAGUCCGGCGGCCGCGGGAUGGAGUGGCUCCCUCUGUGCUGGCGGGGCCUGGGCCGCCAUGGGAGCGGUGUGGAGCUGCUGCUGCUCCCGGCGUCACCCGGUGCAGGAGGCGGCGCUGGGCAGGGUUUCCAGGUGUUCUGGAGCUUGCUGCCUGCUGACAGACCCAAGGAGCUGCACGCUUAAUGGAGGAGACUGAGAGCUUGUGAGACCCCGUGGAGGGUGUUGGUUUGCUUUGCUUAAGGCCGAAAUUGUGGAGGAACUGAAGUGGAGCAUGUUUGAAUGGAAUAUGGACCCGAGUGUCUUCAGUCCUAAAGAAGCAGUGAUCUGCACAACCUCGUGGUGGCUGCUCUGUGCGUUGGGAGCUCCCCCAGGUGGGAGAGCUGCAGUGGUGCAGCGGUCACUGAGCACUGCGGGCGGGGGGAGCCUCUGAGGGGCACUGCCAAAGCUCCUCCCAUUCGGAUGCUCAGCGAGGAAGAGUGUUCCCUGCUCGGAGUUUUGUUAGAAGAGCUUACAGGAAGGUUUGGAUUGGGAAAUAUUUGGAGCAUGGUAUCCAGGUCUGGGGCCUCCAGCACAGGAAGGAUGUGGAGCUUCUGCAUGGAGGGCCACGAGGUGAUCAGAGGGCUGGAGCACCUCUCCCAACAAAGACCAGCUGAGGGAGCUGGGCUUCUUCCUUCCUUCCCCCCACCCUGCAGUGCACAGAGAUGGAAUGAUACCCGUGUCCCUUCUGUCCUAUCAGGAGCCAGAGUACCUGGGUGCCAUUGCAUGUAUCUCCCAAAAAUGCAUCCGGCAUCCACAAAUGGAUCCCAGAGCCUCUCACCCUCCCAGACCCCUCUGAGAAUCACUGUACCUAGGGCCUGUGGCUCUGCUCAUUGCAUGUGCAGCAAAGCCAGGGCGGGUUGGAGGGGCAGUGAGUGCGGGGCUGGGUGAUGGGUGCCCUGAUGGCAUCAACGUGUGGGCACACAGUGCCAGGGUUUGGGCACAGCAGAAAUGCCAGAGUCCUACAGUUCAUUCUCGCCUCUUCAUUAUUUUAGACACGUAGCUCCAGGCAUACGAUUCCUUAAAGUAUUACUGUUAAGAUUGUUCCGUUACAGUAUCUAAGUAAUUUUCUUGUAAUGGUAAAAUAUAUUUUACAAAAUGCAA
This is a messenger RNA of Numida meleagris (helmeted guineafowl), 6677 nucleotides long. It is a transcript of the gene TRNAU1AP, whose product is annotated as tRNA selenocysteine 1 associated protein 1. Gene Ontology annotation, biological process: selenocysteine incorporation. The coding region runs from base 106 to 969 and encodes 287 amino acids. The transcript has 13 exons. Gene Ontology annotation, molecular function: tRNA binding. The record is from RefSeq and is a predicted model, not a curated record. Gene Ontology annotation, cellular component: nucleus. Lineage: Eukaryota; Metazoa; Chordata; Aves; Galliformes; Numididae.